Messenger RNA from Didymodactylos carnosus, 960 nucleotides. The record is from the annotation of a GenBank genome assembly. Lineage: Eukaryota; Metazoa; Rotifera; Eurotatoria; Philodinida; Philodinidae.
AUGCGUUUUUCUCGGUCCAGUUUACAAGUCCCAACAACGAUAACAGUUUUAAAAUAUGAAGGUGAAACAAUUAAUUUAAAUAUAAAUGAUUUGGAUAUACAACAACUAUUGGGUAGUGGAGAAUACGGUAUAGUUUCUUAUGCAACACUUCGAAGCGAUCCAAAUAUUAAAAUGGCUGUUAAAAGAAUUCGGUUAGAAACCAACGACGAAAAACGUUUGUCAACAUAUACCGAUUUAACAACAAUUGAACGUGUUGGUACAAAAUUACACCCAUAUAUUGUCAAAUAUUUUGGAUCAAUUAUUGACAAAGUCGAGGGUGAUCUACUUAUUUUUAUGGAACUGAUGGAUACAUCCAUGGAUAGAUUUUAUCGGACGGUGCAUGAACGACAAGACUUGGAUUUACUCGAUUUAAUAUUACGACGUGUGACAUUCAGUAUUGUUUCAGCUUUGAAUUUCCUCAAAUAUCAUCGUAUUCUUCAUCGAGACGUUAAACCACAAAAUAUACUUGUCAAUCGGCAAUGUCAAUUUAAAUUAUGUGACUUUGGUAUUUGUGGUUAUUUUACCAAUUCAAAAUCGGUAACAUCAUCAUUCAAGGGUACAAAUGUCUACCUGCCGCCAGAACGAAUGAAAGAUAACGUUGAACCGUAUGGAAUCCGUUCGGAUAUCUGGGCAUUAGGUAUCAGUCUUGUUGAAAUAGCGAAUGGAAAACAGCCAUUUUUGGGUAUACAAAUUUUCGAUUUGGCUGAUCUAAUUCAAACAUGGAUACCUAAUAUUGAUGAUAAAUUAAUAUCAUUUGCGUUAAAAGAACUUAUUCUCUAUCUAUUAAAAACAGAUUAUCGACUGCGACCGAUGUCCUAUGAUGAAAUACUUGGAAUACCAAUUUUACAAAGUGUUCAUGCAAUACCAUCAAACGUUGAAAUGAAUUAUAUUACACACAUUAUUAAUAAUAUUGUUCCAUGA